Molecule: messenger RNA, 1346 nt
Organism: Cotesia glomerata
Lineage: Eukaryota; Metazoa; Arthropoda; Insecta; Hymenoptera; Braconidae
Gene: Rab8
Product: ras-related protein Rab-8A
Exons: 5
Coding region: 295-927 (210 amino acids)
Biological process (GO): Golgi vesicle fusion to target membrane; protein localization to plasma membrane; regulation of exocytosis
Cellular component (GO): endosome; plasma membrane; trans-Golgi network transport vesicle
Molecular function (GO): GTPase activity; GTP binding
Source: RefSeq, a predicted model, not a curated record
CGAUACAACAUCGUUCCGUCAUUAAUCGUUAGUGUGUAUAUGUAUUGUAUUUGUGUAUGUAUAUUUAGUGUCUUGUAAGUUGGUUGUAACGAGUAACGACGACAAGACCUACGAGAUACGAAACAUCCGGGCAGUUUAGUGUCAAAUGCGACAAGUGUAGACAGUGUUUUAGUAGUGAUUAAAUAACAAUAUUGAGGUUACUGAGGGUUUUAUUAUUUUUAAAUAUUAUUAUUAUUAUUAUUAUUAUAUUUUAGUUGGUUAAUAUUCAUUAGAUAUUUAAAUAAAUAAUUAACAAUGGCAAAGACAUAUGAUUAUUUAUUCAAAUUGCUUUUAAUUGGAGAUUCGGGUGUUGGAAAAACUUGUGUGCUCUUUAGGUUUUCUGAAGAUGCAUUCAACACAACCUUCAUUUCUACCAUUGGAAUCGAUUUUAAAAUACGCACAAUUGAAUUAGAUGGUAAAAAAAUAAAACUACAAAUAUGGGAUACUGCUGGCCAGGAACGUUUUCGUACAAUUACAACAGCUUAUUAUCGUGGAGCUAUGGGUAUAAUGCUUGUUUAUGAUGUAACAAAUGAAAAGAGUUUUGAGAAUAUCAAAAACUGGAUUCGUAACAUUGAAGAAAAUGCAUCGGCGGACGUUGAAAAAAUGUUACUAGGUAAUAAAUGUGAAUUGACUGACAGGAGACAAGUGUCGAAAGAGAGAGGCGAACAAUUAGCUGUUGAAUAUGGUAUUAAAUUCAUGGAGACUUCGGCUAAAUCAAGUAUCAAUGUCGAGGAGGCUUUUUACACACUAGCACGUGAUAUUAAAGCUAAAAUGGAGAAGAAAUUGAAGGAGGCAUCGAAUCCACCAAAAAGCGGCGGAAAUCAACUAAAAGCAUCAGAACCAGCGAGAAAACCACCGAACUGGCUUUCAAGAUGUACUAUACUCUGACCCUAUGUUGUUACUGUUAAAGUCAUCUCGAUGUCUACCGUUUUUAAUUGUAAAAAAUUUUUUUACGAAUUUCAAUUAAUACCACCUAAUAUCAUAACAUCAACACAAAAAGCAAACGUUAAGACUGCAGUUGAUAACAAUCAGCCGUGCGAUAAAAACCCUUGACGUAUAAAAUUAUUCAAAACUUUUUAAUCAUUUUUAAUAAAUUGAAAUCACAAUCUUGUAACAUUAUUUUAAUUAAAAAUAAAAUAAAAAAACUAAAAAACAAAUAUAUAUCGGGAACACAGGGGACGAUGGUUGCCGUUGACCAAAUCCACUCUUGCACAGAACUCUUUUUAUUAUUAUUAAUAAUUAAUUGAUAUUAUUAAAUAUUAAAACAUCUUACGGGUGGAUGUGAUUUUAAAGAGAAAUAAAACGAA